Messenger RNA from Planococcus citri (citrus mealybug), 4225 nucleotides. RefSeq names its product oxysterol-binding protein 1-like. Bases 537 to 2897 code for a protein of 786 amino acids. Gene Ontology annotation, molecular function: sterol binding. Gene Ontology annotation, cellular component: plasma membrane; perinuclear endoplasmic reticulum; cytosol. NCBI's taxonomy places the organism in Eukaryota, Metazoa, Arthropoda, Insecta, Hemiptera, Pseudococcidae. The record is from RefSeq and is a predicted model, not a curated record. The transcript has 12 exons.
GUGUUGUAAAAAGCGAAAUUUUUUUAAAAAUAUUCUACGAGGAAGUCGCGGUUUGGUUUAUCAGUUACUUUACUUCAGUUCAUUGACCUGAGACAGAAAAAAAGGACUCUUUAGCCUGGAGGCCCUUAUUCGAGCGAAUCUUUCAAACGCAUUCUGCAUUUGUAUUGGUAAUUUUUCCCUGUACGUGUGUCGAUGUGGUGUGUCUGUGUCAUAUCAGUUAUCUCGCUGGACAUGGACAUUAUCAACAUUCAACAACAAAACAAUUCAUCACGUAAAUUCAGACAGCUGAUCUGAUUUCAAUUCUUAUUAGGUACUUCGAGAAAAUGUAUCACUAUUAAAUUUUGUAGAAAUACGCGUAUACGUACAUUAUAUUCGAUGGUUCUGUCUUGAGUUGGCUUAAUCCUUCUAUUAGUUUUCUAUUGGUAUAAUGCAACGGAAAACAGUAUCUUCAGUGAUAACGAUUACGUGGUGUUUUGAGCCUCGUACACGAGUAAUUCGCGAAUAUUGCUGAUUGUUAUGUUCAGAGUGAUACGAAUAUGGCUGAAAAAGCGACUCGUACCGAACCCGACAUGCAAGGAUGGCUGCUGAAGUGGACAAACUACGUCAAAGGGUAUCAACGUCGUUGGUUCGUUCUCUCUAACGGAUUGCUGAGCUAUUACAGAAAUCAAGCUGAAAUGGUUCAUACGUGUCGUGGCACUGUCAGUCUUCACGGUGCUUUCAUUCAUACCGAAGAUUCGUGUACUUUUGUGAUUUCAAACGGUGGCGCUCAAACUUUCUACAUUAAAGCUUCGAACGAAGUGGAAAGGCAGACUUGGGUUACAGCUUUAGAGUUGGCUAAAGCUAAAGCCAUUCAACAAAUUGAAACAGACUCAACGGAAGACUCGGUCAGUGAAAACGCCAAAGUUGAAGUGAUGACUGCCAUUAAAGUUCUGAGCCAAAAAAUGGAGGAUCUACAAAUAUGCAACGACUUAAUCAUAAAACAUGGAAACAGUUUGCAGAAAUCGCUUUCAGAACUAGAAUCAUUGGACGCUGUCGCCGAUAUCACCGUGAGAAUAAAAUCCAUCAACGAACGAGCCACUUUGUAUCGGAUAGCUUCGAAUACGAUGAUCAACACGUGUUUAGAGUACCUAGAAUUGGCCCAAAGUCAAGGUAAAAAAUGGCAAAAAAUGUUGCAACACGAGAGAGAACAACGAAUACAACUGGAAGAGAUGGUGGAGCAACUAGCCAGAGAACAGUCUGCCUUGGAGCGAGUUUCUAAACCGUCGGAAAAUAUUGAAAAUGUCGCCGAAAAUUCGUCGUCUGAAGAUGAAAAUACAGAAUUUUACGACGCUCAAGGAGGCGAAAAUUCCGAUUCUUCGUCGGUGAAUUAUUUAGAAAAACGUUCUCGUAACGCUGCUAGGCACAAUUCUUUAUCUAAUACGCAAAUGUUCGAUAAGAUUGUCAGCGAAGAAUUAGCCGCUGAUGACAGUUCGAGCAGCGAUGUGGACGAUAUGACUGAAUCGGCGGCCAUUUUGACAGCCGCGAUACGUUCUUCCGCAACGAUUAAAAACAAAAAAUCAGUAUUAUUGCAUAGAGAUACCGAAAGCAACACGCUGAAUAAUAAUCGCGAUUUCUCGUCCAGUCGAAAUGAAGCUUUAUUGGUUCUGUCUGAAAAUGCGAAAAACGCGUUGCAAGAAGUGAAAAAUAAUCCGAGAAAGAAAGGUACGCCUCGACGAUGUCGUAUUCCGGACAAACCGCAUCAUCCGUUGCAUAUUUGGAGCAUAAUGAAAAAUUGUAUCGGUAAAGAUCUAUCGAAAAUUCCGAUGCCCGUCAACUUUUCGGAGCCAUUGUCGAUGUUGCAAAGACUGACGGAAGACUUCGAAUACGCCAACGUACUUGACGCCGCUGCAAAGUGCACAGAUCCGUUCGAAAGACUCGCUUAUAUCGCCGCAUUUACCAUAUCCUCGUACUCGACGACCACCACCAGAACAGGAAAACCGUUCAAUCCGCUUCUCGGUGAAACUUACGAAUGCGACAGAUCGUGCGAUUUAGGUUGGAGAGUUGUUAGCGAGCAGGUAUCUCAUCAUCCUCCGAUUGCUGCUCAACAUUGCGAAGGAAAAAGCUGGAUUAGUUGGCAGGAGUUCACGAUGUCUUCCAAAUUUCGCGGCAAAUAUUUACAACUCACGCCCUCCGGCACUUCUCAUUUGCAGUUCAAAGAUUCCGACGAUUAUUAUACCUGGUGUAAAGUCACCACAACCGUUCAUAAUAUCAUCGUUGGCAAAUUAUGGGUCGAUCAAGAAGGCGAGAUGGAAAUCAUCAAUCAUAAAAAUGGUUCCAAAUGUCGUUUAACUUACGUGCCGUACAGUUAUUUUUCUCGUGACCAACAAAGAAAGGUGAAAGGUAUUGUAAUUGAUAAACAAGGCGAAGCGAAGUGGGUGAUAAACGGUACUUGGGAUAAUAAAGUUGAAAUCGCUCCGGUCACCAAAGUUGAUAAGGAAACGGGUUCUUGGAAAACUGGUUCUUGCGUGGCUGUCUGGCAAAGAAUCUUACCAUCAAUCGAUAGUGAAAAGUAUUAUAACUUCACCGAACUGGCGUGCCAACUCAACGAGAUGGAAGAAAAUAUCGCACCUACUGAUUCUCGGUUGAGGCCUGAUCAACGUCUGAUGGAACUGGGCAUGUGGGAUGAAGCGAAUAUUGAAAAGUUACGUUUGGAAGAGAAACAGCGGCAAAAACGUAAAGAAAGAAGUUUUCAGAAUGAAGAUGCUACAGAAUGCGGUGAUAUUCAUCAAACUCACGAACCUGUCUGGUUUCGAAGAGAGAUGGAUACCCAUACUGGUGACUAUAUGUAUUCUUAUAAUAAUCUUUAUUGGGAUUGUAAAGAUAAACGGGAUUGGAGUCGAUGUCCGAGUAUAUUUUAAUGGAUAAACCGGUCAAAUUUCGUUUUAUUUAUUUGUUUUUCUACAGAUGUAGAAUUAGAAGAACGAAAUAAUGUUUUGUGAUUGUUGCCAAAUUCUAUUUACCAUUUAAAUUUUAUAACUCGAUAUAUGUGUAUCGAUUACCUAUUGUACAUAUAUCGCGUGUAACAUUUUUAUUUAGGUACCUACCGACGUGUAAAUACGAUAGAAAAAAUUGUUUUUGCAUUUGCAUAGCGAUUAUAAGAAUAUGGUUGGCGUUGAUGUUUGGAAAUGUUAUCUCAUUGCUUUUGAGUGUAAAACGAAUUCCAUCACCAUCGAACUACACCCGUUAAUAAACAUGCGUUAAGUUUCAUUUUUUAAUAUUAAUUUUUCUGUUAUUCGUUGAUAUACGCUUGUUGAUUUAUUUUUGCGAAUAUUUGUUAGGCUAUCGUUGAUAUAUGAUUUUUAUGAAAAUGAAUACGAAUGAAGAUUCGGAGUAUAAUAAUAUUGUUACCAUGAAUUAUUUGUACGAUUAAGAAAGUUUAAUGCUUCAUCGAUGGAUUAAUUUCAAAACUUCUUCUUUUUUCUUCCUCUUAUUUUUUAUUCUAUCGCUGUUGAAACUUGAAAGGUCUAACCUUACUUUACUGAUGCAUUUUUGUAUUCAUCUCGAGCUAAUGUUACCCUUUAAAAUUAGAAAAAAAUUGAUUCCAAACCAUUAACUAUUUAAUUCAGUUUUUUUUUCAACAUCUCUAAAACUUAUUGAUUAAAAUAGCGAGAUUACCUGCUCUCGCGUGUGAAUUAUUUCCAUAAUUCCUAGAAUACUUGGUUUUUGAUUUAUUCUCAAAAAACUAAAAUUUUGUGUUACUCGCAAUUGAAGUUUUUUUGAAAAAUUUUCAACGGACCUGUAUAUUCUUGUUUUUUAGUAACAAAAUGACAAAAUGACAACCUAGAAUAUUAGAAAAUGUUCUAAAUGAAUUUUAAGAUUUUUAAGGGUAUAUUAAAGAUCAAAAUUGAAAGAAAAAAAACGAAAUUCUCAAAUUUCAUGGAAAAAUGAAGGUAAACUUUGAAAAGCUCUCUGGUAAAAUCAUGAUGUUUACCUUAAGAUCCCUUUUACUGGACACCGUCACAUAUAAUUAUUAUGUACUUACUUUUUAAUUACCAACAUAAUUAUUUUCCUUUAGCAAUUUUGAUUAACAUUUAUUUUACAGCAUUUACGCAUGUGAUGAAUACCUACAUCUUAUUUCCUACCAAUUGUACGUUAAUUAAUUAUCUAGUCAGUGUUGUUGCUUUGAAUCUGAUCAAUAAUGAUGUAUCUUUGAUUGUUAUUCUCAAAAGUAAAGGCGUAUAAUUUA